UACAUAAACAUUAUUUUGACGUAAACAUAACACACUGAACAAGAUCUACCUCUACUUUACAUUCACGUCACAUAAAUAUAUAACCAGGAUUCGGUGUUGGUGUUAUACUGAAUUCUAUGAGUAUCAGUAUGGCCAGUUUUCGUAAUCCUGCCUCCGCGUGUACCCGACUGCUCAUCCACCAAGCUGACAGUGGAACAGUCGGCCGGUUGCGAACCGCUUCCCCGGUGCGAUGGAGACGAGAGCAGAAUGACUGCGGUUACCGUGAAGUGGGCACUGUUCACCAGGUUUAUCAGACUCACACCAUUUCAGGGUCCUCGCAGGAGGGAGAUAAGAAGCAGAAAGAAAAGAAACUGUCUUACAGUGAGAUUUUAAAAGAACAGUUGAAAAGCGUGGAAAAAAUGAAGGAUGGUAUUGCCAGUAGUCUUUCAAAUAUGCCUGUUGCUACCACAAUCACACCUUCCCGAGUGAUCGAUAGCUUUUACAAAAAUAUAUCUUUGAUGGCCCGAGUGCGAAACAAAAUAGUGGCUGAUAUAAGUGCAAUUACUGAGGCAGUAAGCAGUCAGGCAUCAGAAUUGAAGAAGCUUGAAAGAAAUUUUAAACGUAAAGUUAAAUCGACAAAGCAGGUCAACAACGGCGAUGCUGUUGAUAAACAAUCAUUCCAUCAGUUCAUGCAAGAUACCAAUAACAGCAUUGCAUCAUUUUAUGACACCUCGAUUGCCGUGGACACAAACAUGCAAGCCAAAAAUGUGAAACUGCCUAUGACGUCUGAUGAAGCAGCCCAACAGAUGGUCAAGUCGCCCACUAGUAAAGUUUCAAAGAGCGACGAAGCUAGAAAGAAAUUUCUCAUGAAGGAAAACUUUGUUUCAAAAAGCGGCGUUGAAUUGCGCACUAGGGCUUUGGUUCAUGGCAUAAAGUUGGCUUCGUCCACAGCAUCUAAGUGCACACGUACCGAAGAUCUGUGUAAACAUCUACUGAAGUACCCAGAAUCAAGAAAUACUGCCAUGAAGGAAAAGGUUUUAGGGAGUCUGUUGAGAUUUAAGAAAUCAUCUGACAAGUCUCUUCAAUCCGUGGCGAGAGAGGCGCUGGCACUUGUCGGUUACGUGGCCCCGGUCAGAGGUCAAGGCAUUCGAUUGCUGGCUAUUGAUGGAGGCGGGACAAAAGGUCUCGUGGCCAUUGAAUGUAUGAAGAGACUAGAACAGUUGUGUGGUAAAGACUUGAAUCAGAUGUUUGACUACGUGUGUGGGGUCAGCACAGGUGCCCUGAUCGCGGCUUUGACCUUCCUAUACCGUGUGCCGCUUGAUGAGUGUGAAGACCUCUACAAGGAAUUCAGUCGCACAAUGUUCACCAGAAAUAAGCUGCUCGGCACAGGAAAACUGAUGUGGAACCAUGCGUUUUAUGAUGAAGAAAUAUGGGAAAACAUUCUCAAACAUGAAAUUGGCCACAAGAGAAUGAUCGAGUUCUCCAGAGCAGCAGGAACAGCUAAGAUGUCGGCCCUCUCUUGCCUCAUGAACACGUCAACGGUGAAGAUGUACUUCUUCCGCAACUACAACCUGCCGCCAGACGUUCACUCCGAGUACCUAGGCAGCUGUAACCACGCCAUGUGGGAGGUGAUACGAGCAUCAACGGCAGCGCCAGGUUAUUUCGAGUCUUACGUCAUGGGGGAUCUUGUUCAUCAGGAUGGAGGCUUGAUGGCCAACAAUGGAACAGCUCUAGCCAUACACGAGAGCAAACUAUUGUGGCCCAAUGUGCCCUUCCAGUGUGUUAUCUCCCUUGGGACAGGGCAGCACCAACCGUCACAGGAGUACUCCUCCACGAAGUUAGCACUCAAGGAUAAAGUCAUGAAGAUCGUCGAUAGCGCCACAGACACUGAAGCUGUCCACAUGACACUUCAAGAUCUUCUGCCACAGUCGACUUAUUUCCGCUUGAACCCGUACCUGUCGGAGAACAUAAUGCUAGACGAGAUCCGCGAGGAGAAGUUUGACCUGAUGCAGCAGGACACCCAGAUGUACAUGCGUAAAAACGAGAUUAAGAUCAACAAAGCCGUCAACCAGCUGACGAGGGAGAGGCGGGUCGACCAGAAACUCGGGGACUACAUCAAAUUGGUGAAAGACUCGUAUUUCUGAGAACUGUGUAGUCAGGUAGCCAAGGCUAAACAAAAGAAAUGGUCUCUGGUCAGCGUGCACGUCGAUUUUGACUUGUACAUUAUUUUUAAAAACUUUUUCUCCACAGUAUGAUGUCGAUUUUUGUAGAAGUAACCUGUGUUGUACAGAAUCCCCUGUGCUACUAUUUAGAAAAAUAUUUAGGCUACCACGGCAAAGGAGGGGGCACCAUGGCUACUGAGGAUGGACCAAGGUAGAUGUAAAACAAAUCCUAAAUAUACCCACCUUUUCUGUGCAAUCCAUGCUUUUUGUCUGACCAGAGACCAAUUUUUAAUUUUUUUGGCCAAAGUGGUUAUUCUAUGUAAUAAUGUUUUAUCUAAUGCAAGCAUAUUUAAAUAUGACUUAAUGCUGCAUUUGAGCGUGCUCGUAGCUAGGCAGUUGUUUUCAGGUGUUGGACAUUCAAUGCAGGCAUAUUCAAAUAUGACUGAAUGCUGCAUUUGCUUGUGCUUGUAGCAAGACAGUUGUUUUCCAGUAUUGCACAUUCAAUGCAAAUGUAUUUAAAUAGGGCUUAAUGCUGCAUUUGAGUGUCGUUGUAGGUAAGCAAACAUAUUUAAAUAUGGCUCAAUGCUGUGUUCAAGUCUGCUCAUAGCUAGGCAGUUGUUUUCAGGUAUUGCACAUUCAAUGCAAGCAAAUUUGAAUAUACGUUCUGUGUCCUAGUGUGCUCAUGGUUGAGCAAGCUUAUUUAACUCUCUCCAUUGCCACCCAGCACUGUCCUUGAUAGAUAAGCAGUGGCUCACUCCUUAUACUUACGACAGGAUUCGUCAUUUCACUUUCAUAAUUGUUUUCUCAGAGGCAGAUCUAUGGGGGCCUGGCCCCCCCCCCCCCCCCCC
This is a messenger RNA of Gigantopelta aegis, 2989 nucleotides long. RefSeq names its product calcium-independent phospholipase A2-gamma-like. The record is from RefSeq and is a predicted model, not a curated record. Bases 117 to 2123 code for a protein of 668 amino acids. Gene Ontology annotation, biological process: arachidonate metabolic process. The transcript is spliced from 8 exons. Gene Ontology annotation, cellular component: membrane. Lineage: Eukaryota; Metazoa; Mollusca; Gastropoda; Neomphalida; Peltospiridae.